Messenger RNA from Elgaria multicarinata webbii, 2982 nucleotides. RefSeq names its product FERM domain containing 5 (gene FRMD5). Gene Ontology annotation, cellular component: cytoskeleton. The coding region runs from base 1 to 1722 and encodes 573 amino acids. The transcript has 14 exons. Lineage: Eukaryota; Metazoa; Chordata; Lepidosauria; Squamata; Anguidae. Gene Ontology annotation, molecular function: cytoskeletal protein binding. The record is from RefSeq and is a predicted model, not a curated record.
AUGCUCAGCCGGCUGAUGAGCGGCAGCAGCAGGAGCCUGGAGCGCGACUACAGCUGCACGGUGCGCCUCCUGGACGACAGCGAGUACUCCUGCACCAUCCAGAGAGAUGCCAAAGGUCAGUACCUGUUUGAUCUCCUUUGCCAUCACUUAAACCUCCUGGAGAAAGACUACUUUGGGAUCCGCUUUGUAGACCCAGACAAGCAAAGGCACUGGUUGGAAUUCACAAAGUCUGUUGUAAAGCAAAUACGAUCGCAGCCUCCGUUCACCAUGUGCUUCAGGGUGAAAUUCUACCCCACUGACCCUGCUGCUCUGAAAGAGGAAAUCACCAGGUAUCUCGUCUUCUUGCAGAUCAAAAGAGAUCUCUAUCAUGGCCGCCUCCUGUGCAAGACGUCAGAUGCUGCUCUGUUAGCUGCCUAUAUCCUUCAAGCUGAGAUUGGUGACUACGACCCUGGAAAGCACCCUGAGGGUUAUAGCUCCAAAUUCCAGUUUUUCCCAAAGCAUUCAGAAAAGCUGGAAAGGAAAAUUGCAGAGAUCCACAAGAUUGAGCUCAGUGGUCAGACACCAGCUACUUCAGAAUUAAACUUUUUAAGGAAAGCUCAGACCUUGGAGACGUAUGGGGUUGACCCACAUCCAUGCAAGGAUGUGUCUGGAAAUGCGGCCUUUCUGGCGUUCACUCCCUUUGGCUUUGUUGUCCUGCAGGGAAACAAGCGAGUCCACUUCAUUAAAUGGAAUGAAGUGACAAAAAUGAAAUUUGAAGGCAAGACGUUCUAUUUAUAUGUAAGUCAGAAAGAGGAAAAGAAAAUUUUUCUGACAUACUUUGCUCCAACUCCUGAAGCUUGCAAGCAUCUCUGGAAAUGCGGGAUUGAAAACCAAGCCUUUUAUAAAUUGGAAAAGUCAAGCCAAGUUCGUACAGUAUCCAGCAGCAAUUUAUUUUUCAAAGGGAGUCGGUUCCGAUACAGUGGCCGAGUUGCAAAGGAAGUGAUGGAAUCUAGUGCCAAGAUCAAGAGGGAGCCUCCAGAAAUACACAGGGCAGGACUUGUACCUAGCCGCAGCUGUCCUUCUAUUACUCACGGGCCACGGCUAAGCAGUGUCCCCAGGACCCGAAGGAGAGCUGUGCACAUCUCUAUCAUGGAAGGCCUCGAGUCUCUGCGGGACAGCGCCCACUCGACCCCCGUGCGAUCAGCCUCCCACGGUGACGCCUUCUUGCCCCAUUCGCGGGCCAGCAGGGCCGAGAGCAGCGAGCGCGUGGCGAUCAUCUCGGACGAGAUCUACAGCCCUUCCGACAGCGUGCUCCCCACGCCGGUAGCAGAGCAGAGUCUUGAGCUGAUGCUGCUUUCCAGGCAGAUCAACGGCGCCCCUUGCAGCAUAGAGGAAGAAAAGGAGUCUGAAGCCAACACACCCACGGUGGCCGAGGCAGAGGAGCUGGGAGGGGAACUCCGGGCCUUGUGUCAGGGUGUGGGCAGCCGUGGCGGAGCACAAGCAGAACAGGUGAAUAAGUUUGUCUUAAGUGUCCUCCGUUUGCUCCUUGUGACAGUCGGACUCCUCUUUGUUUUGCUCCUUCUCCUGAUCAUCCUUACCGAGUCUGACCUUGACAUUGCCUUUUUCCGUGAUAUUCGUCAGACCCCUGAGUUUGAACAAUUCCAUUAUCAAUACUUUUGUCCCCUCAGGCGAUGGUUUGCCUGCAAAAUCCGCUCCGUGCUCAGCCUGCUCAUUGACACCUGAAGGCAGGACUCCUCCUAGUAACUAGCCAGGUGGAACGCAGAAGAUCCCAGCUACCCGUUCCCAGAAAAUGGGACGCAUCGUGGCACCAUCGGCACAUAAAAUAAGUCCUCCUUUCAUGAAACAAAGUAUACUGCGGCCUAGGAGAGUUGUUUCCAAGCAGAAGAAAGGGAUACUCAUGCCAGAUUCAGACAAAUACACAUUUCUUUACAGGUCCUUGUCCUGGAGAAUUCUUCGACAGGCCCGCUUUCCAAUUUUUAAAUUAUUCUGCUCUCUUCAAGUUUUGUUUUAGCUGUCAUAGAGGUGUUCAUUUCAAAAACUUCAAGUAAAGAGAGUUUAUUUUAUUACUACUAUUAUUGCAUUAAAUGCCAGCCUCCAGCUGGGACACUAGUUCAAGAAGACAGCUAUUACUUUAUGCAGGAGCUUUUGUAAUGGUGCUACUGAGUUGUAAUUUUAAUAUUAUAGUACUAUUAUUUUAUUAAAACUGCCACUGUGCACAGCACUACCAGCUUAAAUGUAGUCAUUUGAAAAAAAAGUGUGAUCUUGCGAUCUUACCAAUAAACUUCUGGCCGAAUUUGGAGCACUGGGAGUGGGACGUAAGAUUCCGAGACCACAUGAUCAUCCCGCAUUUUAAAUUCUUUUCAAGCAAUAGGGAGGCAUGAGACAAGGAGGUCAGCAGUUGAGGUGUAAAACUAUUUCUCCCCCUUAGCAUGGAAAGGUGUGACUUUGAGAACCUUCUUUUUGUGAAUUUAGGAUCCCAGAGUUACAAAACUUUAGAAAAGUUAAGACCCCAAAUAAAGCAAGAGUUAGUAUACAGGGAGAGUAAAUAUAUGUAUUUGAUUAUAUUUGGCCAAGUCUUACUAUAUAGGUAGUAGUUAUCAUCUGGAUUUCUUCAAAAGACAUUUUGCCUCAGAAAGCUGUACUUGUUUUUGUACUGCAAAAGAACUUGUUUUGACCUAUAUUUUAAAAACAAAAUGCUAUUUUGUUAAUGAGCAAACCAAGUCUUUUUUACUUUAUGAAUUGGGAAAAUAUGACGUGGUAUAGUGGUGGGGUAAACAAAAGAUUAUGAAUAUGUUUUUUUAAGAAUGGAAUUUGAACAGCAUAAUUGCCCAUUCAUAGUUUCUGGAGGAAGGAAAAAAGUGUUAUCUUGGGCCAUUUAAAAUGAUAAAGAGAAUAGAAAUUACUUAAGUGGAUGUAACAAUGAAAUGAAAACAAGUAAAACAAUCUGACCAACACUGUCUCCAAAUUGAAGGGAAUUCAGAA